Molecule: messenger RNA, 1272 nt
Organism: Danio rerio (zebrafish)
Lineage: Eukaryota; Metazoa; Chordata; Actinopteri; Cypriniformes; Danionidae
Source: RefSeq, a predicted model, not a curated record
UAUUGAAGAUCAAAACAAGCUUGCAUUACUAUAGCAACUAUAAACAGUAGACUGGGAGGAUUUCUUAUUGUUUAUUUCUUUAUUUCUUUAACAUUUGAUUGGGCGGUGAGUGAUGCAGACACUGUAUAAAUGAAAGGACAGAAAGGAGAGCAGAACAAACUCCUAACAGGAGUAGACUCACUCAUGGCCUAUGAGACAGAGGAUCAGGAGACUCAAUACUGCUUUCCUGACAUCAACUCAUCGUGUGUCAAAGGAAAACGCUCCAUUCAGGAAUAUAUCAUCAUGUAUGUGUUCUUUUCACUGCUGUCAGUAUGGACUGUGUUUCUGAACCUGCUGGUGAUCAUCUCCAUCUCUCACUUCAAGAAGCUUCACACUCCAACCAACAUGAUUAUUCUCUCUCUGGCUGUGGCUGAUCUGCUUAUUGGCCUUAUUGUGAUGCCUAUAAAGGCCAUCAGACAGGUUGAGACAUGUUGGUACUUUGGAGACACUUUCUGUGGACUCAAUUCAAUAUUAAUUGGGGCAAUUUUCUCAGCAACUCUUAGUAAUUUAGUUUUAAUUGCUGUUGAUCGUUAUGUUGCUGUGUGUCACCCUUUACUGUACCCACAGAAAAUAACCAUGGCCAAAAUGUUAAUGUUUAUCUGUCUGUGCUGGAUUUACUACUCAGCUUAUAACACUGCUGUUGUAAUGAAUAAUAGAUAUUUUGACACUUCAAACAGAACAGACAUGUGUUAUGGAGACUGUUCAGUCAUAAUGAGUUUUGGUUGGAUACUCACUGAUUUGUUCAUGUCUUUUAUUCUUCCCUGUCUCAUAAUGAUCAGUUUAUAUCUGAGGAUUUUCUAUGUCGUUCAUCAGCAAGUGAAGGUUAUAAACUCUCUGAUGAAGGGUGGUAAAUGUGUAACGGAGGGUUCAGUCAAGAGGAAAUCUGAGAGUAAAGCUGCUUUGACUUUAGGAAUUAUUGUGUUAGUUUAUCUGCUUUGCUAUAUCCCAUACUACAUCUGUGCUUUAUCUGUUAACUCCUCCACAACUAUAACUGUUUUGGAAUGGACUGUUUACACUAACUCAGGUCUGAAUCCUCUGGUUUAUGCUUUAUUUUAUCACUGGUUUAAAAAGACAGCUAAACUCAUAUUAACUUUGAAGAUAUUUCACCCGGAGUCCUCUCUGAUCAAUGUUUUUACAGAAAAUGAACUGUAAUUUAACUGAUAAUCUCUCAUAUUAGUAGAUGUUAUCUCUAAGGAAAAAAAACUGCAGAGACAACAUGGUUCCUUUUCUUUC